Molecule: messenger RNA, 318 nt
Organism: Entrophospora candida
Lineage: Eukaryota; Fungi; Glomeromycota; Glomeromycetes; Entrophosporales; Entrophosporaceae
Source: the annotation of a GenBank genome assembly
AUGAGAUUUUUUGAUAGAAUGGAUUAUUAUUCAAUGGAUGAUUAUACUUCAAAUAUAACAAUUAGAGGUGGAAAAAAUAGCAAAGAUAUCAAGGAGACACUUUAUAAUAUAAUCAGAACAGGUCAAAGCAAGGAAACUUUAAGGAUAGGAGAGAAGCAUUUAAAUAUGAAAGAUACUUAUGGAAAUUACAAAAAUGAUGAAGCUUAUGUCGCAAAAUCAAAUGCAAUAUAUAGUCAGCAUCCAUAUGAUAUGGCCAAUGAGGUUGAUAAGCUAUUUGUACUUCUUAGGGAUAUAUAUAAUAAUAAUGCUUUCUCAUAA